AUGUACCCUGCACACAUGGCUUCCCAACGGGCGCACCCCUACCCCCCUUCCUCCGGCUAUCCGCCGCAGUGCCACGCCCCCGCCCCCGUGAUGGCGGCCUACCCGCCUGCCCAUCAUCAUCACCAUCCAUCUUCUAUGAUGCCCGCCGCCUCGCCCUACCCCCCGGCCCCCGGCUACUCGGCCCCCUACCCCCCGUGCCCGACCUCCUACGCGGCGGCCGCCCCGCAGCACGUGAUCGUGGCCCACGCCAAGGGCAAGGACGCCCACAAGGUCCACAAGAAGCUCGACAAGGAGAUGCACAAGACCGAGAAGAAGGCCCACAAGGACGCUCACAAGGCCCACAAGAAGGCCCUCAAGUACCAGCACCAGGCCGCCGCUGCCGCCUGCUACUCGCAGCAGCCCCCCGCUACGGGGGCGUACUACCCGCCCGCCCCCCAGGGCCUCGCCCACCCUGGCUACCCCGCCAUGCAGCCCGCCGCGGCCGCACCCUACUACCCGCCCGCCGCGGGCUACGGCGCCCCGGCGCCCAUGGGCUACGCGCAGACCACGACCGUCACCACCACCUACCCGCACUACUGA
Molecule: messenger RNA, 579 nt
Organism: Acanthamoeba castellanii str. Neff
Lineage: Eukaryota; Discosea; Longamoebia; Acanthamoebidae
Exons: 1
Coding region: 1-579 (192 amino acids)
Source: RefSeq, a predicted model, not a curated record